Hyaloscypha bicolor E is the source of this 1719-nucleotide messenger RNA. Its product is annotated as Dehydroquinate synthase-like protein. The coding region runs from base 96 to 1388 and encodes 430 amino acids. Gene Ontology annotation, cellular component: mitochondrion. The transcript has 2 exons. Lineage: Eukaryota; Fungi; Ascomycota; Leotiomycetes; Helotiales; Hyaloscyphaceae. The record is from RefSeq and is a predicted model, not a curated record. Gene Ontology annotation, molecular function: metal ion binding; alcohol dehydrogenase (NAD+) activity.
CUAAUAAUCUUCUCUGUCCGUGUAAUUUUUGACUCAGACGUCCACCUUCGCCUCCCCGAGCACAACCAACAUAAGGAAACUGACAACACAACAAAAUGUCCUCUACAGAAACCUACAAAGCAGCUUUCGACGAACCUCCAUCCAGCAAAGUAUCUGGGACGGCAGAAACGAGCUCGUUGGUAUCCCCCUACUUCUCCUACGGACUCCCUUACAGAGAAGCCUGCGCAAAGCACGUUACCGAAACCUUCAAAUGCUCUCGUGUCUAUAUCAUCGCCUCCGGAACGCUGUCACGGGAGACCGAUCGUUUGGACCUGCUGAUCGAAGCAUUGAAAGAGAAGGAGGUGGAAAUAGUAGGCGUGAAGAAGGGGAUGCGUCCUCAUACGCCGUGGACCCAGAUCAUUGAGAUUGCAAGCGAAGCACGGGCUGGAAAUGCAGAUUGUAUUGUGACUUUAGGGGCAGGGAGUUUAACCGAUGGCGCAAAGAUCGUUGUUCUGGCUCUUGCGAAUAACAUAACCGACCCCAAAGAUCUGGCCGGGUACUCUAUCGAAGCCAAGACGCCCAAAACGGGUGUGAAACCUCCUACAAUCCCUCUCAUCUGCAUCCCGACGUCCUUGUCCGGAGGAGAGUACUUUUCGCUGGCCGGAGGGACGGACGACAUUACGACAAAGCACAAGCAAGGAUUUCUGCAGAACGGGAUGGGCGUGCGCUUAAUCAUCUUGGACCCGGAGCUCUGUUUGGGAACCCCUUGGUUCCAUUGGCUCAGCACCGGCGUCAGGAGUAUCGACCACUGCGUCGAGGCGCUGUGCUCUCUCGAGGCAACGCCAGAGUCAGACCAGGAUGCCGAAGCGGGGCUAAGGCUUCUGGUUCCUUGGCUCUUAAUAACGAAGCAAGAUGAGAAGAGUGUCGAGGCGAGGCAUCACUGUCAGAUGGGAGUGAGGCUUGCAAUGAAGAAUGUUAGAGCUGGGAUUCCCAUGGGUGGUAGUCAUGCUAUCGGACAUCAGCUAGGUCCGAUGGGAGUCGGGCAUGGUGUUACGUCGUGUAUCAUGUGUCCUGCUGUGAUGAAGUGGAAUCUAGAACAUGGCAGAAACAACCCGGACGUUCAGGAGAAGCAAGACAAGGUCCGGAGCAUUCUGUGGACGGAACCCAGGGCAGCUGAGCUAUUCAAGAAAGUCGGGUUGUCGCAAGACAAGGCAGAUCUCGGAGAUCUGCUUGAUGUGAUUAUUCGGACACUCGGAUUACCGCGAACUUUGAAAGAGGUCGAUAUUGGAGCGGAUCAGAUUGAAAAGCUAUCGAAGAGGACGCUGGAUGACUUUUGGGCACCAACGAAUCCGAUCCCCUUGAUGGAUGCGGCGCAAGUAAAGAGUAUCUUGGAGAUGGUCGUCGGUUAGUUUAUGAUGAGUGAGUAUAUAUUGAUCAAUCAAGCCAAAUAUAUAUCUAAACACGCUUAAUUACACGACGUUGAAUUAUUGUUGAAAGGCUACUACUUCAAAGUGUUGUGCCGGAGUUAGGCGAGCCCACCCCCUGACAGCCAGAUGUGACAUCACUCGCACAAGUUUCCCCUCCCAUUUACCUCCAUCUCCAUCUACUCAUCCCGCCCCAGCAACCACUUCAACCCCGCCACAGUCUUCCUCUGAAAGUCUUUGCUAAAGUCGGCCUUUGGAAACCAACUCCAAAACCCAUGUGGCAAGCCAGGAAACACGUCCAGCCUCGUUUUUACCC